GGUUCAGGCCGGCUCCGCGCGUUGUGGUUUACGAUCCCAGGCUCGCUAAGCGACUCGUCUCAACUGAGCAUUCGAGAAGGGGGUGAACGGACAGCAUGGCUCGAAUAUUCCGCUCAUUGAACGAUAGGCUCCACAUUUUGCAGGUUGAACAGAAGAUCUAGGGGCGUCUUGGAGGGGGAGGAAUGUCCACGCUUCUAUCUCCCUGAAAUCCACUUUUGGCAUACAUACCGUGGCCUUGUGCCCAACGCUGCAAUAUGGCCUUCACCGUCGCAAGUCCAGCCGUUGUUGACACUUUGAACGGCUGGAGUGGCGGUAAUAAUUGAAAGUUCGUGAACGACGUCUUGAAUGGGCCUCAAUUCGCAUGGUACAUUAGGGCUUUUCAAUUCUAAAUUGCGCGACCUGCCGGUGUUUGAAUACAGGUUCAAAAUUUAGAUCUGAAAAGUCCUCCCGUUCCCAUAGGUUCAACCAGCGUAUAAGAACCCAAUUGUUUCAAUGGGCCUUUGAAUCCUUGCAAGAAUCAGCAGAACUAAACUAUGCGUCUCUCUCAGAAUCACCUCUUUUUCUCGCUUUCUACCUAUAUCGUGUUGACCUCCGCGGUCAGCCUUCCUACUUCAUUCAUCUUGACAGGCGACAGUACAACGGCAGUGCCGUCUGGCUGGGGAAAUGGUUUCUGCGGAUCUUCAACCCCGGCCAUAGCGUCUAGCCUUGAAACCGGAACCCCUUGUUUCAAUGUCGCUGUCGGUGGAGCGACAACAGGGUCUUUUGUCAAUCAAGGACACUGGAAAACGGCUCUUGACCUGGCCAAGGCUGAGGUUGCGAAAGGCCGUCGCACACUCGUUACCAUACAAUUUGGUCAUAACGAUAGAUGGGUCGGUACACCCGACUUACUGGCCCAGCAUCUGACCCCUAUGGUCCAACAAGUCAAGGAAAUCAAGGCUGAACCCAUCCUCAUCACUUCCCUCGUCGUCCGGACAUUUGACUCGACUGGGAAGAAGAUUAUCGAGGACACGCUCGCCCCAUAUGUGGCUGCAACCAUUCAGGUGGCAGAGAACGAGAAGACGCAUCUUUUGGACCUCCACGAGAAAAGUUUGACCUACUGCGAGGCCAUCGGGGUCACUGCCGCGAACAAGUUCAACCCUGCAGCUGGAGACACUACACAUGUCAAUCAGAAGGGUAUGGUUGUUUUCGGGAGAAUGGUCGCUGACUUGAUGAACGCUGACUUCGGUCUCAUUGGUAUCAACUUGUUGCCGAUUGUACCAAACCCAGAGCUAUCGUACAAUAUCACGCACGGUAUUCCAUCUUAUUAGGUCACUCUCUUAUUUGCGGAUUGCUACAUACUUAUCGAAACGAUUCCGAUACGAACGCCAAGAACUACUUCAGCCACAACAUAGUUGCUGUAAUGAAUGAUCAUAGUUGUUUUACCCUUCC
This is a messenger RNA of Marasmius oreades (fairy-ring Marasmius), 1428 nucleotides long. RefSeq lists its product as uncharacterized. The transcript has 7 exons. Lineage: Eukaryota; Fungi; Basidiomycota; Agaricomycetes; Agaricales; Marasmiaceae. The record is from RefSeq and is a predicted model, not a curated record. The coding region runs from base 534 to 1307 and encodes 257 amino acids. Gene Ontology annotation, molecular function: hydrolase activity.